Messenger RNA from Olea europaea var. sylvestris, 1207 nucleotides. RefSeq lists its product as uncharacterized. The coding region runs from base 149 to 850 and encodes 233 amino acids. Lineage: Eukaryota; Viridiplantae; Streptophyta; Magnoliopsida; Lamiales; Oleaceae. The record is from RefSeq and is a predicted model, not a curated record. The transcript is spliced from 2 exons.
CUGCAAAUAUUCAACAUUAGUGUUCUUUUCUUUGACCCAUAAUCCCCAACAAACAACUAAUAUCCACAUAUAAAAGAUUUGUCUUUGCCUUCAAUCCUCCAUUAAUAAGGGCCUAAAGAUUUCACAUUGUUGAUUCUCUUGUAACAAAAUGGGCAACAGUUUGGGAGGAAAAAAGAGAGCAAAGGUAAUGAAAAUCAACGGCGAAAUUAUAAAAUUCAAGACACCAGUGAAUGUUGGUGAGAUAACGAAGGACUAUCCGGGUUACGUUCUGUUAGAGUCCGAAGCUGUAAAGCAUUUCGGUAUUCGAGCAAAGCCACUGGAGCCGCAACAAGAGCUGAAGCCGAAGAGGCUGUAUUUUCUAGUAGAGUUGCCAGAAUUCCCACAAGAAAAGGGUGCGAGGAGAGUUAGAUCCGGCAUUCAUAUGAGUGCCAAGGACCGGCUCGAAAGCCUAAUGUUGGCGAAAAGAUCGGUUUCGGAUCUCUCGAUCAUGAAACCAUCUAGCAUUGCGUUUGAGGAGUCGGUUAGAAGUUCGGAAGAAAAUGGUGCAAUGAGGCUUAAGAUGAGACUUCCCAAGGCCCAAGUAGAGAAGUUGAUGAUGGACAGCAGAAACGGCGCUGAGAUUGCCGAGAAGAUAGUCAAUCUUUACAUGGUCAACAAAGUGGAUGGCGCCGGGGCCGACGCCGGCAGCGGUACAGCGGAACCUAAAAAGGUCCAAAAGAAUCCAUUAUUGAAGCAACAUGUGCAAUGGAAGAAUGAUGAUGGAAUCGUAAAAAAUGGUCUCAAAUCUCGCGAGAAGCACGUAGGAUUCUUGCCUGUCAGAGAAGGAGAGAUCCAACUAGCUGUUGCCUAACCACCCGGAAAAUUCACUUUGAAAAGUCUAUUUUAUGUAUAAAGUGAAAUUUCUUGUAGUGACUUCAAGAUAAAGUAUAUCGGCUUUCAAAAUUCUAGGUACAUUGAAGUUAUCAGAAAAUGCUUUUGAUAUAGAAUUCUGCUGAUGCAAGGAAGGGCUAUUAAGAAGCUGAGAGUUAAGCUUAGUUUAAUUAUGAGAAUAGUAGGUUUCUUAGAUUUUUUUUAUUUUUAUUUUUUUUAAUGUGUAAUUCUAUUUGCUUCAACCGAUCCUUGAGAUCAUGCUGUCAAUCUUAUUCAAGAAAUGGGAUCGAGUUGGUUUAUAAAAUAUUCGACGUUCAAGAGGAGAAAAUAGCAAGCA